Messenger RNA from Patella vulgata (common limpet), 2786 nucleotides. RefSeq names its product gamma-interferon-inducible lysosomal thiol reductase. Bases 76 to 840 code for a protein of 254 amino acids. The transcript is spliced from 7 exons. Gene Ontology annotation, molecular function: oxidoreductase activity, acting on a sulfur group of donors, disulfide as acceptor. NCBI's taxonomy places the organism in Eukaryota, Metazoa, Mollusca, Gastropoda, Patellidae. The record is from RefSeq and is a predicted model, not a curated record.
UGCUUCCUGACCUAUUAUUUUUUUGUGAAGCGCUUGACAAGGAAAAGUUUAGCUUAUCAGUCAGUAGCAAGCAAAAUGAAGUUUUUGGCAGUUACAGUUAUCCUUGUGAAUUUUAUUUCUACAUCCGUGUCGACCAAAUGUAAUUUUCCACCCGAUUUGUGGUGCUCAUCAAAAGAAAUCGCCGAAUUAUGUCAGGUAACAGAACAAUGUGCUGUCAACAGUUGGAAUAUCAAGUCUGAUGGACCACUGGUGAACUUUACCCUGUAUUACGAAUCGUUAUGUCCUUACUGUAGACAAUUUAUAGUUGAUCAGCUUUUCCCAGCUUACCAGGCUGUUGGUAAAAUAAUGAAUCUUACCAUUGUACCAUAUGGUAAUGCUGAGGAGACUGAACAUGGUGAUCUGUGGAAGUAUACUUGUCAACACGGACCAAAUGAAUGCGUUGGUAACUUGAUAGAUUCUUGUGCUAUCUAUUACAUGAAUCAAUCUGAAUAUAUGCCUUAUAUAUACUGUAUGGAGAAAGCAACAUCCACCAUCGAUCCAAUUAUGGCAGCUAAAAAGUGUGGAACCCCAAAUUAUGCCCCAGUAGACCGGAUAUUGGAAUGUGCUAAAUCAAGUUUUGGUAACAAAUUAGAACAUGAAAUGGCCGAAAAAACUGAUGCCCUUCGACCACAGCAUCAAUAUGUACCAUGGGUUACACUGAAUGGGGUACAUACAGAAAAAAUACAGGAUGAAGCUAGCAACCAUUUAAUAAAGCUAAUCUGUCAAACUUAUCAAGGUUCCAUGAAACCCGCUGCAUGCAAGAAGUUUGAAAAACCAGACUCAAAACGUUGUUAUAAAUAGAUUCUAAUCGUACAUCAAAAGGCUUUUGCUCAGACAAGUUUUGUAUUAGAUUAAAGUUACAAUUUCAUACUUUUAAGUUAUAUUUUUAAAAUGUAUUAAAAUAAAGCCUUAAAAUAGAUGGUAUCUAUAAACAGUCCUACCUUGUUAAAGAAUAAUCCUAUUAAUCCAAUAAUUCACUAUUGUGAGUUGAGAAAUUGGCAAAAAUAUCAUUUUCAACUUCAAAUUCAAACAUUUGAAGAUAGCUAUUCCAUGAAUGAUGAUUUUUAAGUGUGAGAAUGAUACCUAUGAUCGUAUAAUAGUGAGUUGACAACCUGUUGAGCGAAAGACAUAGAAAUAAUUAUGUUUUGACUUUCUUAGAAAAUAUGAAAUUGUAACUUUAAAGCAUUUGUCUGUCAUAUGAUGGCUAAUGUCUGAACAAUCUGUUUAAAACACAGAUCGUAUUUCAUUUCAUUUUUUAUAGUUCAAAAUUUUGUUUUACUUGUCUUUUCUACACUAGGAUCUGGAAGAGUUGUUAUAUAACCCACGUUCUGAUUGAUGUGAGGGAUUAGCAAAUGAAACGGUCUGUUAAGGCGAUGCACGGAACUGUCAGUAAACCACUAGAAACGUCAAUACUGAUUGAUUAAUCAAUGUCUGACAUCAUUGGGUCAAAAGCCGCUCGUACGACCCCUGACACGACCUUCCAGUACAACUGGUCAGAUCUUCAUGUAGUGUAGACCAUCGAAAGUAUAAAAAAAAAAAAAAAAAAUAUAGAUCUGUAUUUUAAUGGGAUUGAUGUCUGAUGAUAUAAGACAAGCAGAACAUCCUUGAAAUUUAAUGACAAAGUUUGGUAAAUGGGCAAUAGACCUGUCCCAGAGGUCACAAACCAUUCUCAAAAUUGUUCAUCUUAUUUUAACUAAAAUAUAGCCCUUUAUAAAACUUUUAUUGUUUUAGUGUAUCAAAUACAUCAAUAAGAAACUAUGUGCAAAGUUUUGUUUCUGUAUUAAAGAUAUUUCUUAUAAACAGUGAUUGAAAGUUGAGUAAAUUCUUAGCUUGAGUCUGAGAAUGCUUUGUGAACUCAGGGUUUGGUGUUUAUUAAAUUACAUUAAUUUAUGACUGUGAUUAAAUUACUUUUAACAGUAACAAGUACUAGUAAUGUAGAAAUUACAUUAAUUUAUGACUGUGAUUAAAUUACCUCUAACAGUAACAAGUACUAGUAAUGUAGAAAUUACAUUAAUUUAUGACUGUGAUUAAAUUACUUUUAACAGUAACAAGUACUAGUAAUGUAGAAAUUACAUUAAUUUAUGACUGUGAUUAAAUUACUUUUAACAGUAACAAGUACUAGUAAUGUAGAAAUUACAUUAAUUUAUGACUGUGAUUAAAUUACCUCUAACAGUAACAAGUACUAGUAAUGUACAUGUAGCAAUUACAUAGAUUUAUGACUGUGAUUAUAUUACCUCUAAUAAUGCUAGAAUUAUUUCUGCUGAUCUUUUGAUCAAAUCUAUUUUUGUAUCCUUGUUAAUCAAACUUAAUUUAGUUAUCAGUGUCGCAGUGAGAAACAGAGUUUAACAUCCACUCGACACAAACUAGGUCAUUUCGAGACUAACAUAUGGUUCAGUUUGAUUUCAAUAAUUUCCUUGCACAUAGGGGUCUUUAGCAGUGGGAGAAAACUGGAGAAUCCGGAGAAAACCCACGUGGUUGGACAAGCGACCGUACUUCUUAUCACGUACAACCGAGGAAUUGACACCACACCAGUUGACUCAAUGACAGACCCUAUGAUACAACGCACAUGUGCUAACCAUUCGGCCAUCCAACCACCUGCUUUUAAGAUGUUAUGUAUGUUACAGGUGUUAUUUAUAUGUGGGUUUUGCAUUUAUUUGUUGAUUUUUAAAUACUCUGUUUUCAUUUACAUUCCUUUAUUAAUCAAAUGAUUAUAAAAUACUCUGUUAUAUUUAUAUUUCAAAUGAUUA